This is a messenger RNA of Nylanderia fulva, 4104 nucleotides long. It is a transcript of the gene sotv, whose product is annotated as exostosin glycosyltransferase sotv. The record is from RefSeq and is a predicted model, not a curated record. NCBI's taxonomy places the organism in Eukaryota, Metazoa, Arthropoda, Insecta, Hymenoptera, Formicidae. Gene Ontology annotation, molecular function: glycosyltransferase activity. Gene Ontology annotation, cellular component: membrane.
CAGCACAGUAUGGUGUAUAUUUACCGCUGUCUCCUAUGAUGAGCAGCUUGAACAGAUGAUCGUACUCUCGGGCCAUCUUAGGAUCCUCUCGUCGCCUGGUGGCGGGGAAGAAAGGAACGUAAAUAAAACGGCGAUACGACUCGCUCUCUCUCUCUCUUUUUUUUCUCUCUCUCUCUUUCUCUCUCUGCAAACGAGAUCUCUGCCCGAUUUCAGGGCACGAAACGUCGUUUUUUUCCACAGAUGAUGAGACUGAAUAUGUAUUCACUAACACCACCCCCGCGCGAUCUUCCUCCAAGGCAACUCGGAAACUCGCGACUCGUCCGGCUCGGAAGACGACUGUGAUAUCAAAUCAUCGCCAUGUUUGUACACCGCGGUAUCGUCACUAUUCAUUAUCAUCACGACCGAUUGAAAAAAAGAGAGGCUCCGCGUACUCCCUUCGUUUAACGCGAGACGCCCAUCCCGUAUCAGAUUGUCACCAGCCUGUCACUAUCCGCCAUCUUCCCUCUCGAGGAGCCUCGCGCAUGCGCGCGCCACGCGCACGCGCGAUUCUCAGCUGUCAUCUGUCAUCCGAUGUCCACGCGCAGGCGCGGCUCUUAGCUGUCAAUUCUAUAUUCGCAUUCGCAUGCAUGCGUGGCUCUCAGCUGUUACCUGUCACCUGUCAUCUGUCACAUGUCACCUGUCAUUUGUAAUCUGUCACCUGUCAUCUCUCAUAUCACUCUAUAUGCGCAUACGCGGUUCUCUGCUGUCAUCUGUCAUCUGAUUGGUGGAUUUUUCGCAGCUGUUGGAUUAGGAUUCAUGUGGACGGACCUUUUGGAAAACUCCAAAAAAUGCAAAAAGUGAGAAUAAAUAUUACAAACGGAGUUUUAUUUUGAUUCCAAAAUUUUGACACGUUCGUGGAAAGUGAAAGCAUGUGAAAAACGUUGCAAAUAAGAAAAUAAAUAAGGAAUAUAAGUUAUGCAAAUAGAGAUGAACUGGUACGAAAGUAGCAGUUUUCUAACGGAUAAUUAUAAUAAUACUGAUUGGAAACACUUUUGAUUGAUAAAAAGAAGAAGACAAAAAUAAAACUGAUAACCCAUGACAGAUUUAUGGUAUAUAUAGAUACAUGUAUGUAUAAGCAGUGUAAUGACAAUUUUCUAAAUCAAAGUUAAAAAAAGUAAUAAAAUCUUAACUAUGAAUAUAAUUUUUAUAAUACUGUAUAUACUGAAAUACCUGCACAUAACAUAGUUAUAAAUGUUGCAUAUAUCCCAUGCAAAUGUGACUGAGAAUAUUGAAAUAUUUCACAAUAUACGUGAGAUUUACAGCAUAUCUUUUGACAUUGAUAGAAACAUACAGGAUGGUACUUCCGACACGUAUAUCGCAUAAGGGCAACAGAAUCUCGUACCAUUAUCACAAUAUCUUUGUAAUAUGUUUGUUAAUAUUCAUACUGUUUAUCGUUUUGAUAUCAGUAUACCAUAUUUUCAAAUUUGGCAAUACACAGAAGCAUUCCGAACAUGUUCCUAUAACACUGGAUGACAUAAAUACUCUGCCAAUUCGAGCAUUAUCCGCAGACUCGGCUUUGAGUAACGCAACCAAUGCUUCCUGCACGUAUUUUUCUUGUUUCAAUGUGUACCGAUGUGGCAGUCAGGGAAAUAAACUUUUGGUAUACGUCUAUCCACCCAAGAUUUACUUGGACUUUGUCGGUAGACCGAUAACGAAUCAGAUGACAAGAGAGUUUUAUCAAAUUCUGAGUACUAUUAUCAACAGUAAAUUUUAUACUCCUAAUCCGCAUGAAGCUUGUAUAUUUGUUCCCUCCAUUGACACUCUCAAUCAGAAUAGAUUGAGAUCGCAAGAGGUUUCUCGGGCAUUAAGAUCAUUACCUUUCUGGAAUAGAGGAGAGAAUCAUCUAAUUUUCAACAUGGUACCUGGAAGCGUACCAGACUACAACACUGUUAUUGAUGUGCCAGUGGGAAGAGCGAUGAUUGCAGGUGCUGGAAUGUCAUCCUUGACAUACAGACCUGGUUUUGACAUUAGUUUACCAGUCUAUAGUCCACUAGUAAACAAUCUCAAGACAAAUUACAGUAAUGGAAGAAUAUGGUUGGUGAUGUCUUCGCAAAUCAAUAUUAACACCGCUUUUGAGCAAGAUUUAAUGGAGGUGAAAACGACAUAUCCAAAAGACAUUCUAGUGUUAGGUCCAUGUCUACAUUUUAAUCCCAUGAAUAAUACAAUACGUUGCGUCGGGGAGGGCAUAUACAAGUAUCCUGAUAUCCUACAAUCGGCAACGUUUUGCCUAAUAAUCCGCAGCGCCAGACUUGCCCAGAGUGCACUUUUGGAUGCGAUGGCAGCUGGGUGUAUACCUGUGAUUAUAGCCGAUUCACUAAUGAUGCCAUUUCAUGAUGUCAUUGAUUGGACCAAAGUUGCUGUUUUUGUACGCGAGGUCGACAUUUUAUUAAUAAUCCAGUUGCUCAAGAAGAUAUCCCACCAACGUAUCGUGGAGAUGCAAGAGCAGAACGCCUGGGUUUAUGAUCGUUAUUUCAGUUCAAUGGAAAAGAUCACAGAGACCACGUUGGAAGUGCUCACAGACCGCGUGUUCCCGCAUUUGAUGCGAGAUUACACAUAUUGGAACGUGCCAUCUUAUAAGGGGAAACCUUCGCCUCUCUUUCUACCAGUAACUGCUCCUAAAACACGUGGCUUCACCGCCGUAAUAUUAACGUACGACAGACUGGAGUUACUGUUUUUAUUGAUUAAUAAACUUGUAAAAGUGCCAAGUCUGUCCAAAGUUCUGGUAAUUUGGAACAAUCAGCAUAAAAAUCCACCGCCUUCUACGAGGUGGCCGAAAGUGAAUAAACCGUUAAAAGUGAUCCAAACGAAGGAAAAUAAGCUGUCGAAUCGAUUUUAUCCGUACGAUGAAAUUGAAACUGAAGCAGUUUUGUCGAUAGACGAUGAUAUUAUCAUGUUAACUGCUGAUGAAGUGGAGUUUGCUUACGAGGUAUGGAGGGAAUUUCCAGACAGAAUAGUUGGAUUUCCAUCUCGCAUACAUACGUGGGACAACAGCACUAUGUGUUGGAGAUAUGAAAGCGAAUGGACAAACAGCAUCUCCAUGGUUUUAACAGGAGCUGCUUUCCAUCAUAAGUAUUGGAAUUACAUGUAUACGACAGCCAUGCCUGGAGAUAUAAAGGAAUGGGUCGACGAGCACAUGAAUUGCGAGGAUAUUGCGAUGAAUUUUUUAGUAGCAAAUAUUACUGGAAAGGCUCCGAUAAAAGUGACGCCAAAGAAGAAAUUCCGAUGCCCCGAGUGUACCAAUACCGAAAUGUUAUCCGCGGAUUUGACGCACAUGGUGGAACGCACACAGUGCAUAAACAAAUUCUCCUCUAUUUACGGAACUAUGCCGUUGGAGUCGGUCGAGUUCCGCGCGGAUCCGGUACUCUUCAAGGACGUGUUUCCCGAGAAACUGAAGCGAUUCAACGAUAUAGGAAGUUUAUAAUUGUGAUAUUGAUAUACAUAUUUUCUACUGAAGUAAUAUAAUUUAUAAGAUUAAGAGUCCUUGCCAGAGAGAGCACAGGCUAAAAAUCCUAGGUGCCCUUUUUUAAAUAAAAAAUUACUUCGAAUUUUUUUAUUUCGCAUCUAAAAAUUUUUAGCGUGUCUUCUCGCUUCUAACGUCACAAUUCCAAUAUGGUCGGUGAGGAGUCUUAAUUAUGGAAAUCGAGUUUAUGAAAAAUGUUUAUAAAUUUAUAAACAUUUUUGGAAAAAUUAUGGAAAUUGAGUUUAUGAAAAAUAUUUAUUUUAUCAAUCAAAGAAUGUAUGCAGAGUAUCCGAAAUUAUAAUCGGAUGGAAUUAAAAAGAUACAUAAACCUAUAUAUACAGAGUAUCCUAUAGGAAAUGGCUCAAACUAAUCAUUAAUUGGAGAAUUUUUAAUGCAUGCAGUUAUUGAGGAAGCAAAAAUUGACACACCCUGUAUAUUAAUCAUUCUUUGAAGAGAAGCGAGUCAUCUUGAUAUCUUGGAUAUCUUCAUCUGAUUAUAAAAUUGAAUACUCUUUGUAUACAUAUGUAUAAAUAAUUUAUAUAUAUUGUUUGUAUUUUAGUGAAUGUAGAGAAUGUGUUUGUAUUGAAUAAAAUAAUUAAAAGUUA